UGAAGUUUCUAAACAUGCCAUCUGAAAAUGUGUUGUGCAGUAUGUAGACGAGCGGUGGUGUUUUCCGGCCUAUUGACUCAUAUGCUAAGAAUGUGCAAGGAGAGAACCUGGACUGGCCAAGAGACACACAAGUGCUGCCAUAUAUGCCUUAUAACACCAACUUCCCAGCAACGGGCAGGAUUUCUAACAGCUUUCCUGGCUCUGAUAGGGCUUGACUGAUAAGGUUAGAAGGCUGCUUUGUUUGUACAUUAUUUCCCCCUCUACUAGUUUCUGUCUCCACCCUGGAUUGGAAUUGCUGUUCUGUAAUACACUUGCAUGCUAAUGUGCUAAGUGGUGAGUGGGACAAGGGGCUUUGCCCCUUUCCACUGCCUUUCUCUGAUAAGAGAAUGAAUUACCAGUUUCACUGCUUCUCUGCUUCUCCUGUCAGUUUGUCACCUGCUUCCUUUCCCUGUGCUGCAUUUCUUAGUGAAGUCCUCAUCAGCACAGCUCAUGCCUCUCCUCUAGUCUUUGUAAGGAAGAGCACAGCAAGCCCUACAGGGGGAAACCACAAAGCCAAGAUAACGCCCACAAACUAAUUCUCUGCUGAGUCUGGGUCAGUGAGAGAAACAUUGUAUUAGUCAGUCCCAGGAGUCACAAGUCUCACUUCCCCUCCUUCAAGACGGAGGGUUUCAUCCUCCCAGCCACCCCAUUACUCUGGAAGUCCCAAAGUGCUCCAUUCCUCCCUCCAGCCACUGUAUUGCUCCUCCACAUGCGGCCUACGUACCCAGGCUUUGCAUUGGAAGAGGGGCCUUUCACUUUGAGUCUGUCAAGCUGGCUCAAGUGACUCAAGAAUAUGAGUACCAACCCCCAGGCAGACUGCUAGUGUCACAGAGGCAAUGUUAGAAUCUUUACCCCGAUCAGAGGAGGACAAAGCAUCAAAGGUGGUUGGGCACAUCCAUCCAGAAUGUGACUUUUUAGCUGAGCUGAAGAGAAAUGAGAAUGAAUGCCUGAGGGAUGCUGAAGAUCAUGGAAAUGAAACUGCAGGCUGCAGGAAAACAUGGGACAGGCUACUGUGCUGGCCGAAUGCAGAAGCUGGUGAGACUCUCACAUUGCCCUGCCCGCAGGUUCUCUUUCACUUCCUCAAGGAGCCAGGCUUGGUAAGAAGAAACUGUACAGUGAAUGGCUGGUCUGAUCCAUAUCCCUCCUAUCACAUUGCCUGUCCGGUGAAUGAUGAGAUUCCAGUUGAGGAACAGUCCUAUUUUUCUACUGUAAAGAUCAUCUACACUGUGGGGUACAGCAUUUCCAUCUCCUCCCUCGCCCUGGCUGUGACUGUUCUUAUUGCAUUCAGGAGACUCCGCUGUCCCAGAAAUUAUAUCCACAUCCAGCUCUUUCUCACCUUCAUCUUGAAAACUAUUGCCAUUUUCAUUAAGGAUGCGGUCCUCUUCCAGAAGGACGAUAUUGACCAUUGCAGCUUCUCUACAACUGAAUGCAAGAUAUCAGUGGCUUUCUGUCACUAUUUUAUGAUGACUAAUUUCAUGUGGCUGCUGGUAGAGGCGCUUUACCUGAACUGUCUGCUCUUAUCAUCCUUUCCUCAUGGAAGACGCUAUUUUUGGUGGCUUGUUCUGUUUGGAUGGGGUUUCCCAACAUUUUUCACUGUAGUGUGGAUAUUAGCAAAGCUAUAUUUUGAAGACACCGCAUGCUGGGAUAUUAACCAGGGCUCGCCUUACUGGUGGCUAAUCAAAGGACCUAUCAUCAUUUCUGUUGGGGUCAACUUUAUCCUUUUUAUCAACAUCAUCAGAAUCUUGCUGAAAAAGCUGGACCCGCGACAAAUCAACUUCAAUAAUUCAUGUCAGUACAGACGUCUCUCAAAAUCGACGCUGCUUCUCAUUCCAUUAUUUGGGACACAUUACAUUGUCUUCAACUUCCUGCCCGAAUACACCAACCUGGGAGUCCGGCUAUAUUUAGAGCUCUGCAUUGGAUCUUUCCAGGGGUUUAUUGUAGCCGUUCUGUACUGUUUUCUUAAUCAAGAGGUGCAAGCGGAAAUUGGCCGAAGAUGGCAUGGGAAGAGCUAUGGACUUAUGCCAGUGUGGAGGAAGAGGACUAGGUGGACCAUGCCAUCUAGUUCUGGGAUAAAAAUGACUACCUCUGUGUGUUAGAGACAGCUGCUGGAUUGGGAGCAAUGGUGUUUAAGAACCCAAAUGUGAUCGAGGAAACUGAAUUUAAAUCAUCUGACUGUAACUUAAAAUGCCUGAGUGAAUUAGAGAAGACUAAUCCAGUUCUGUCUAGUUCCAUAGAAAUUCCUCCCAUCAGACCUCUACAGAAGUUACAAGCAUUACAGCAUCAGAUCAAACACCGAUUGGCUUAUAUAAUCCUUUUCAUGUAUAUCAUAUGCAGCACAGCAACAGACACAUAACAGCAACAACUUCCUCUUCUUUUAUCCAGUUUCUGGACUAUUUUUCAUGGACUACACAUUAAAGCACAUCAACUGAGAGGUCACCAAAAGUAUCCUAAAGUAACGCUAUGAAAGUGUCAGAUCUGGAAUGCACUACCACCCUCUUCAAAUUGUGGGAACUGGAUUCAGACUGCUGGUUUUGAAUCACUAGACUAGCAAACAAGUAACAGAAUGCCUUUUGAACCUACAGCACAAUGUUAUCAGUCCCCUCCUAAGCAAGGAGAUUCAAAGUUAAGGCAAAACCCAGCUAUAGCCUGAACUCUUGAUAUUGUGCAAAAGCUGCUUCUCAAAAUAUGGUCCCUGGACCACCAGUAAUGUAGAGAGUAUAUCUUGGUAGCCUACAGGUGAAACUUUCUGAGAAUUAAGGAGUAAGAAACUGAGUUGUUGGAGGAAGAUGAUUCCAGAGGGUGGUGUUUUAUGAAAAAUUGGGCUAAGUAACUAAAAUGAGCAGAAAUAUCGAGAAGUCCUUGUGGCACCUUAGAGACUAACACAUUAAUUUGGGCAUGAGCUUUCAUGGGCUAAAACUUAUGCCCAAAUAAAUGUGUUAGUCUCCAAUGUGUCACAAGGAUUCUUUGUUUUUGCUGAUACAGACUAACACAGCUACCCCUCUGAAACAAGCCGGAAACCAAUGAAGAAUGAGAAUAGAAUCGGCAAUGUAUUAAUAAAUUUUAACUUGAGAAGGAAAGGCAAUGAGAAUAAUAGAAAAAACAAGGAGUAAGAAAGUGGGAGAUGUUUGAGACAGAGAAAAGGAGGAAAUGAAUGGGAAGAGACUAGAGAUGGUCAGGAAAUUAUUGUUUUUCCGUGUGAAAAUUUUUGACAAAAAUAAAAUAAAUGUUCACUUGCCAAAAAUUUUGUUCUUGAUUUUUCAGGCUGUCAAACAAAAAUGUGAAUCUCUUUUGCAAAUAUUUCUGAUUUUUUGGGAAAACCAUUCUCCAUCAAAAGCAAAAACAAAAAAGAUUUCAAUGGAAAAUGUUCACUCACUUCUAGAAGAGAGUAGAGUAAUGCAUGACACAAGAGUUGGCUCUCCCCAAUUAGUACAUGCAAAUAAUAGCAUGAAUGCAGAUUUCUCCACAAUAGAGUCUGCUCUGAGAGGACCAUAUUGCCUUAGAGACUGUGGGCCAGAUCCUCAAAGGUACUGAGGCUCCCAGUAGAAGCUAGGAGCUUAAAACCUUUCAGGAUCUGGGCUAUGUGUCUGUUCUAGUGUCCUUGAGCCCUUGAAAUAGCAGGGACACAGGAAUUGUGGAGCUCAGUAUCAACUACAAAAAGGCCAGGUGACUCAAGUGCUCUCUUAAAGAGCUUUGGCUGGUUUUGCUCGCCAUUGUCGUCAUGCUCCUUUAGGAGCUUGGGAAUCAAAGUGCAUUCCCUAUCUUUGUCCUUUUCAUUGAGCUUUCCCAAAUGGGUGUUGGAGUCCGGGGAGAGAGAGAUUGUUAUCAGUGAACUUUUCUAAUAGGAACAGCAAGUUCCAGAAAGUGGGGCGGAUACACUUUAGAGAAAAAUGAGGUCCGAGAGGUCAUUCAGCAUCCAGCCAGUACCUUUGGGCAUUCCGCUGGGCUUUAGCCUCAGCAGUUUAAACAACAAAAAUUAUGGAGUGGCCUCCCCUUUUCUUGUGUGGUAGCCUGAUAUAGGUAAUUAAAUGGGAUGGGUUGAUCAUCCAUGCACAAAUCUUCCCCUUCCCUUGUGGAAGUAGGGGUCAGCCUCUUUGCCACUGGUCCCCACAACCCUUCCUGUAACCCACAGGCCGGCCUUCUGCACUAGGGAUGGGGAUGGAGAAUGGGGAUGCACAAUUCCCAGCUGCAAUGUGACUCCCAGGAAAAUAUAACACGUUGGUGCUCUGCAAUAUUUCUUACACAGAACUAUUGGACCUUAUCUGAAAAGGACAUGGCAGAUUUAUAACACGGCACUUUAAUACAUGGUCUUAAUGAGUCCAAGUAUUUGUGUUUGUGUACCAGCCUGCAUUGUGGGCUGAAUCCAAAGGCAAGUGACGUCAAUGGCACUUUUCCAAUUGACUUCAAUGGCCUUUGGCUCAAGCCUUGUGCCACUAAGGUUUGGCUGUGCUAAAGCAGCCUGAUAAGAAUCAACAUAAUGAAGGCUAACACAAGCAGGUGGUGAAGGAAUCAUUAUUUUCAGAAAAGGAGUGUAUCAUUCUCCUCACCUCUGCCCCAAUGAUAGUUCUUUGGUUUGAGCAAGGCUCUUCCAUAUUCUAGACUGCCCUCACUUUUCAGUCUACUGUAUUUUCUCUGUGAUGCAGUGCAUGACUGUGGCACCAGGAUAAAUGUCCAAAUUCACUUUUUUUGAUUAAACGUGGAAAAGCUUCAGACCACAGGCCAACCUCUGUGGGUGGGUAGGAAGAAACUUUCCCUCAGGUCAGUUUAUCUUAUCACCGACCUCUGCAGGGCUUCUUGUAUUUUCCUCUGAAGCAUCUAGCGCUGAUCACUGUUGAAGCUACAGUACUGGACUGGAUUGAUCACUAGGUUGAUCUGGUGUGGCAGUUCCUGUGUUUGCGUUUUCUCUCCAAAUGGCUUUAUUUUCAGACAAAAACACUCAUAGGUGAGAAAUUGAAUGUUCAACGCUCUGCAUGCAACACCAGCCAUUUUAUGAAAACUAAAGAAAUGUAAUAUAUCUGCGCCACAAAAAAAUCUUCAAAUAAAAGUGCCAUUUUUUUCUCUCA
This is a messenger RNA of Gopherus flavomarginatus (Mexican gopher tortoise), 5099 nucleotides long. RefSeq names its product growth hormone releasing hormone receptor (gene GHRHR). Gene Ontology annotation, biological process: adenylate cyclase-activating G protein-coupled receptor signaling pathway; cell surface receptor signaling pathway; positive regulation of cell population proliferation. Gene Ontology annotation, cellular component: plasma membrane. Gene Ontology annotation, molecular function: growth hormone-releasing hormone receptor activity; G protein-coupled peptide receptor activity; growth factor binding. The transcript has 13 exons. The record is from RefSeq and is a predicted model, not a curated record. The coding region runs from base 876 to 2135 and encodes 419 amino acids. NCBI's taxonomy places the organism in Eukaryota, Metazoa, Chordata, Testudines, Testudinidae.